Neomonachus schauinslandi (Hawaiian monk seal) is the source of this 2163-nucleotide messenger RNA. RefSeq names its product UBAP1-MVB12-associated (UMA) domain containing 1 (gene UMAD1). Bases 110 to 523 code for a protein of 137 amino acids. NCBI's taxonomy places the organism in Eukaryota, Metazoa, Chordata, Mammalia, Carnivora, Phocidae. The record is from RefSeq and is a predicted model, not a curated record. The transcript has 4 exons.
UGCCUCCCGCGAUCUUGGGCCUCCCCGCCCGACUUGAUCCCGGAAGCAGGGUGUUGGGCUGCUGUGCGGUAGCGGCGAGGGACUGCGGCGCUAGCCUCAGACAGCAGCAAUGUUUCCCUUCUUCAGAAAAUCUCCGGAAUCUAAAAAGCCCUCUGCACCAGAUACAGAAGCAGAUGGAUUUGUCCUUUUAGGAGAUACAGAACAUGAGCAAAGAAAGGCAGCAAAAGGUAAAACUUCAGAAGCCGAAAGCAGCCAGCCUUUGGAGACUGGCAAAGAAAACUCAUCCAGUGUGACUGUAGCAAGCCCCGAGAUGGAAAAUAAGGCAGGCCAGACUUUGGAAAACAACUCAUUAAUGGCCGAACUCCUGAACGACAUACCCUUCACCUUGGCCCCACAUGUCCUGGCCGUGCAGGGCACCAUCAGUGACCUUCCAGACCACUUACUCUCCUAUGAUGUCAGCGAAAAUUUAUCACGGUUUUGGUACGAUUUCACUCUUGAAAAUUCGGUGCUCUGUGAUUUGUAAUCUUUAUGUCUAUUUGCACUGUAACAGCUUUAAACAAAAGUUUGCCCAUUUUAUUUAACCUGUUUGAUGUUCUUUGCCAUUUCACUGCUUAAAGGUCCUCAGAAAAGCAAGGAUCUUAAAGCAAAGAAAACGACAUUAUGUUCAUUACUCUAUUUGUUUAAAAGGUGGACUUAAUUCUGCUUCCUUUCCCCCAGAUAAUAUAAAAACUAGACUAUCAAGGUUUUAUGAAAGGAGCAGAUUCCUUCAACCAGUCUCUCAAAAUACAACCCCUCAAGUGUAUCUUAGGAGAACUGUGAGAAAGAGCUAUGGCACUUUUCUUAGUCACCUAACUCUGAAGUCUACGCUUAGAAUGAGUGUGAUUUCUCUUCUGUGGUUCGGAGGAAGCUUGAAUUAAUGUUACUCCCUUUCUUCUUCCACAAUGUUUAUGAAUGAAUUCAGAAAAAAAAAAAAAAUGUUGCCAGUUAGCUUAAUUUCUUCAGUCCCAAUUUAGACACCGAGGUGGAAAUGUAAAACUUUUCCUAAAAAGCAGUGGUAGUUUGCUGCUCCAGGAAUGCUGUCCCUGCUCUGGAUGCUAUUUCUUUUGAGGGAUACAUGUGAUACAUUUCAGUUUCCUCAAAGCCAUGGCAGCCCUUUCCACCCUGAAUGAUUCCCGUGGGCCUGCCUUUGUUUUCUGCCUCGUUGUUACUCCAGAGCGUGGGCUGUCACCACUUUCCAAAGAACUUCCCCUGCUUCUGCUUCAGUUGGCAUUUGCUCCCCUUACCACAUAUGUUCCCAGUUUAUGAAGAGAUCCACGUUUCCUUUCAACCUCUUUGCCUCCUAAAGAAAAGCAUCUCAUGAUGAUACAUAUUAUUGCUGAUAACACCCUUAUUUAGAAAUUUGUUGGCCACAAUACAGAUGGAAAUGUUUUGCUGCUAGAAAAGCUGAAAUCAACUCAUUUCCAAUUAGAGUGUAGGCAAAACACCUAACCAUGACUUUUAGUUCUUGGCUAUCCAUGAUUUAUGCCAACUAAAGCAGUAAAGAACUGCCAUUGGUCAAUAAAAUGUAAAGGGAAAAAGCAAAUUGUGAUAGAGUAUUUUCCAUGCAUGGAAAAUUUAAAUCACAUUUGUUUUGAUUAGGAGCAAUACAAUUUAUUGAUUCUGUGCCAAAUUGUAAGUAUAUUUUUCACAAAGAUAGCGUGCCAUAGCAAAACUAAACACCGUGCAUAAAGGUAUGUGAAUCAUUCGAGUUUUAAUGUGUUGUGCAUGUUUGUUUAAUAAAGGUAGCAUUGUCUUGAUAAAAAUGCCAUAUUAUUUAAAAGUUAAAUGAAUAUUUCUAUUGACAAAAAUAUGCUUCAUUUACAAAUAAUGUUACCACAUGAGGUGAAUGAUUACAUUAAAUCUUUACAGUUUUCAUAAAACAUCAGUCUAGGAAAUGUGACCUAUUACUAACACAAAUGUGAACAUUUUAUAGCAGUUUUUGUGAAAACAUCCUUUUUAACAUCCAUGUUAAUGUACCUUGAAGCUAAGUGUUAUGUCAUCAGUUUGUCUAAUAUAUUUGUUAAAUUUUGUCUGAAAUACAUUUCAUUUAUAUUUAUGUCUACCAUCUUAUAAAUAUGCUUGUAUUUUCAUUUGUCGAAAAUAAUUGUUAUAUAUAAAUAAAUG